AUGGGAAGAAGACCCGCUCGCUGUUAUCGCUAUUGUAAGAACAAGCCUUAUCCCAAGAGCAAAUACUGCAGAGGUGUUCCCGAUCCCAAAAUCAAGAUCUUUGACACGGGCCGCAAAAAAGCAGCUGCCGAUGAUCUCCCUACGUGUGUCCAUAUGGUCUCCCUUGAACAUGAACAAGUAUCAUCCGAAGCAUUGGAAGCUGCUCGUAUUUGUGCCAACAAGUAUAUGGUCAAAAGAGCCGGCAAAGAGUCUUUCCAUUUGCGUGUACGUGUACAUCCAUACCAUGUCAUUCGCAUGAACAAGAUGUUGUCUUGUGCUGGCGCUGACAGACUGCAGAUGGGAAUGCGCCAUGCGUUUGGUAAGCCUAUCGGACUUGUUGCUCGUGUCAACAUUGGCCAAGCUUUGCUUUCAAUCCGUACCAAGGACCAACACAAGGGCAAUGCCAUGGAAGCUCUUCGACGUGCUAAAUUCAAAAUCCCUGGUAAACAAAAGGUGGUCGUCUCUUGCAAGUGGGGAUUCACUUCUAUGACUCGUGAGGAGUAUGUUACGGCACGCCAGAGUGGAGAAUUGACUGCCGAUGGCGCCAACGUGGUUCCAAAGAAAUCCAAAGGUCCUUUGAGUGGUUUCUUUAAAGACGUCAUUCAUUCAACUCCACAAAAAGAGCUUAUCAAAAUCAGCAAACUCACUCCCUAA
Molecule: messenger RNA, 693 nt
Organism: Lichtheimia ornata
Lineage: Eukaryota; Fungi; Mucoromycota; Mucoromycetes; Mucorales; Lichtheimiaceae
Product: ribosomal protein L10.e
Exons: 2
Coding region: 1-693 (230 amino acids)
Biological process (GO): ribosomal large subunit assembly; translation
Cellular component (GO): ribosome; cytosolic large ribosomal subunit
Molecular function (GO): structural constituent of ribosome
Source: RefSeq, a predicted model, not a curated record